This is a messenger RNA of Mya arenaria, 3552 nucleotides long. Its product is annotated as sodium/calcium exchanger 3-like. The coding region runs from base 34 to 1977 and encodes 647 amino acids. The transcript is spliced from 19 exons. Gene Ontology annotation, molecular function: calcium:sodium antiporter activity. Gene Ontology annotation, cellular component: membrane. Gene Ontology annotation, biological process: cell communication; transmembrane transport; calcium ion transport. Lineage: Eukaryota; Metazoa; Mollusca; Bivalvia; Myida; Myidae. The record is from RefSeq and is a predicted model, not a curated record.
UUAGAAUGUUCAUUCAGGAUUUGGAAAUUGUUGAUGAAGAAAUUUGGAAAUUUUGAAGUUUUGAUUCACCAGCACUUGGGGGAUGAUGCAGAGUCGGACACGGUGAUCGAGAUGACAGAAAAUAGAGGGCACAUGGAAGAUAAAGAGAGACCUUCCCACAAUACAGCACAGCCUUUCACACGUGCCAGUAAUGUAACUGAAAAUGCAGGGUCAACAGCCCUUGCUCAUGCUACGUUCCGCCAUGCUGUUGUGCGGUCACUCACGGGGCAGAAACCCAGAGGUGUGCCCAAGAAAACCAUGGCAGAUGUUGUACAGACAGCCAUCACUCAGGAGAAGCGCAAGCAGGAGGGCAAGGCUCCAGAAGGUGAUUUGCUGGGAAAGUUUACUUUCUCCUCUGAUCGCUAUGCUGUGCUGGAAAGUGCUGGGUUCCUUGAAGUGGACAUCCUCUUCCACAGAAAUAUUCCGACUUGGCUAUCCUAUCACAAAGAUAGACCUGAGGAAAGGAAGAUGGAUUCAGAGCAAGCUGGAGCAGCAAAUGCUGCAACAUCCAAAAAUGUUCCUAAUGGGAAUGCAGGGUUAGGAAACGGGAAAGUGCUUCCAAACUUGGACGCCGUACCUGGAAUUGUGAGCAUCGAGUAUGAAACACGGGAGGCCUCGGCAAGGGCUGGAAAAGACUUCAGAUUCAUCGGUGACUCUCUGGUUUUUAAAGAGUCAGAGUACAAGAAGACAAUAUCAGUCCCCAUCAUAAAUGACAACCAGUUUGAAAAUGAUGUGACAUUCUACAUCGUCUUGAAAAACCCAACCGGAGGAGCAGGCAUUGGUGACCCAAGUGUUGCCACAGUCACGAUUGUGGAUGAUGAUGAACCUGGGGAAUUUCAGUUUGAACAGGAUCACUGUAUGGCUGACCUAAGUGCAGGAAAACUCAAUACCAAAGUCACCCGAGAGCAUGGUUUUGAUGGCAAUGUCAAAAUAGAGUACCAUACAAUAGAUGGGACAGCUACUGGAGGGGAAAACCUCGCUAAGAAUUGUGAUUAUGUGCACCAGAAAGGCUUCCUCGAGUUCUGUCAUGCUGAAACUUCAAAAGUCUUAUCCAUUGAUAUCAACAAAAAUGCCAAACUGAUUGAUAUUAACAACAAAGACUAUCAAGGACCAAAAAACUUCAUCAUCGUUCUGAAGAACCCGAGCCUUGGUGCCAAAAUUGGCACCCGAAGUGCAAUUGUUUGUAACAUAACGAAAGAUGAGCUUGGAGACAGGUUGGCUGAUGUUGUCUCUGAGGCAGAAGAAGAAACAACCUGGAGGGGACAGUUUGUGAGUGCUAUGACCGUUGGAGGUGGUUCAGAUGAUGAUGGUAAUGACACAGACCCUACAUGGUUUGACUACUUCAUGCAUUUUCUGACCUUCUUCUGGAAGCUCAUGGGAGCAUGUGUACCACCUACAAAGUACUUUGGUGCCUGGCCAACCUUUUGUUUAUCUCUGUUGUACAUCGGGCUGUUAGUGAUAGUUGUAGAACAGUUGGGUCAUUUAAUUGGUUGCGUCAUAGGCCUACCAACAAGUAUAACUGGCAUCACAAUAAUUGCUCUUGGAACCAGUUUACCGGACACCUUUGCUAGUCGUUCUGCUGCUCAACAGGAUGAGAAUGCUGACGCAGCGGUUGGCAAUGUCACUGGGAGCAACUGUGUGAACGUGUUUCUUGGUUUGGGCAUUCCAUGGGUGAUGAGCACGAUGUACCAUUUAGCUAAGGGCACCGAGUUUAGGGUGCAGUCCGAUAACCUUACACAGAGCGUUAUCGUCUUCAGUACUGUUGGUGCUAUCUGCAUUAUUGUGCUGCUGCUCAGAAGAAAGUUUGUUGGAGGUGAACUUGGCGGCAAGAACCCAUUCGUUCGCUGGGGAACUAGUAUUUUCUUGUUUCUGUUGUGGGUUUUGUAUAUCAUAAUUGUAAGCCUUAAAGCCACUGACAGACUUAAGUGGGAAGUAUAAAACAUCUGAUAAUUUAUAAAGCAGGGUGUGGACUGUUGCAUGACUUAGUGCACUGUAAGAUGUUUUUGUCAAUUUGGGUAUGGAUGAAACUGUAGAGCUCGUUUUGGACGAUCAAGUCAGCCAUUUUGUGAUGGAGGCCUGGUGGUUUACAUUCACAUGCCUUUACCUGAAUGAUGUGCUUUUCUUGAUAGAAUCGCAGUUAGAACAUACUUGUGAUCAUACUAAUCAAGCAGAUACCUAUUGUAGAUCUUUUAGAAUAAUUUAGACAAAAACAAAUGGUGAGUUUGAGUUUAUGUUUGUGUAGAUGAUGUACUUUAUUUAAUGGAAGGACGAUUGUUUAUUUUUUAAGUUUGAAUUGUUUUCCUUUUUACUCAAAAUAUUGUGUUUUGCAUUUACGUUAUAUUCAGUUGUUAUUUUGCUCAAUUCUAAGUUUCCCAUUUACUUUAUUUCAUAAACAUGGGCGAAAUUAAAGAUUCUAGGAUGUCUAUUAGUUUGGUUUGAAAAAGUAAAACUAUAUUUACACAGCAAAGUAUAAUUGUGUAUAAAUGACAUGUAUAGGAAAUAACCAUGUUCAUAUGAAAAUGUAUGCACAAUAUUUGAAAACGUUUUACAUUUACAACAUUACAUUUUCCGAGCAAUAGAUGGGUAAAACUUCUAUGCUAUAAUUAUCUAAAUAAUACAAGGUCGUCCAGAAUUACUAUGCAAAAACAUGAACAUUGUUUAUCUUUUGUUGUUGUAUUAACUGAAGAACAUUGUUUCUCUUGGUAUUCAACUUAAGCAUUACUGUUAAUGGCACUACAUACUUUUUGGGUCGGUUCUUUUGUUUUCGUGAUUAAACUGACUUAUGGCUGCAAACGUCAUAAGUCUUACUUAAAUGGGUGUUCGUAUGAGUGAACAUCUUUUAUCAGUAUUAGGAGGAAGUGCUUGUUUCAAGGAACUACAGAAGUUCUGAAAAUUUCCGUUAUGUUUUGUGCUAGAUACUGAAUAUAACAUUUGUGAAUUCCUCUACCUUAUCUCGCCUGUUUGUGUACUAGACAUAUUAGUUGCAUUUGUAGUGCUAACUUUUUGAUCCGGAGGCUUUCUGUCUCCAGCAAAACCAUCUGUGAUACUGUUGUUUGUUAUUGUUAUGUACCUGUUUUUUGUAGUUGGUUGAUAAAUUGUCAUCAACUUUACUUCAAAGUAUUGAAUAAGCAUGUCGAAACCUGAAGAGGAAUAUAUUUGCUCUUAUAAGACGAGGUUCAAAACAUCGACAUGAAUCCUAACUUUUCUAGUUAUAGAGUAAAUUAAUCGUGAUUACACAACUCUCAACAUUUCAUAUAUUUUUUGCAGUAAUUUGGUAGUAAUUUGAGUGGUUGUUUCCUUUGUCCUUAUAUUAAACAAUAGUGGAAUUUUCUGACAAAUAAACAGAGCAGUAAUUUCUUUUUCAUGUUUUUGUUGUUGAUUUUAUCAACUGUCUCAACCAAAAUAUCAUUUGAGUUGUGAUAUCAUAUCUUGUUUUAUUUGAAUUGUUUUUGAAUUAUUGAUAUCAAAUUUUGAUAAUUUGUAUUUGUCAAUAAAGCAAUUUCAUGACUGUUA